AUGGCACCGGCUGUAACUAUUGAUAAUACUUCAGACUUCGCCCUGGUCCAGACAAAGACAACAGGUCGCUCUUCACCACCGCGAAGCCUCCUGCUUUCCCCUCCAUCCCUAUCAUCCCACCCAGAGAAAUUGAACAAUGUUCUCGCGGCACAUGAUCGGAACGCCACCGACAUCCAAAUGCUCGAUCGCCUAUCUUUAUCCCUCGUUUCCCUUCCAGAAGCUACAUACGAUAUCAUUCUAGUUCUCUCAGGCGCAGACGACACACGAACAGAAUCGAACAAGCUGCUCAACCGCGAUGUCUUAUCGCGCAUCGUCCGAUCUUUGAAGCCCGGUGGGAGGUUAAAGAGCCAGGACGGAAAGUUUGCCACAGACGAUACAGAAGAACGGAGGGAGGCUAUUUUCGCCGGCCUGUUGGUGGAAGGGGAUGGUAUGGUGAAGCCAGAUGAUACAGCUACACAAUCGGUGCCACUGCGUCUCGGCAAGAAUAAGAGCAACGGUGGAACGGCUACGACGAGCGCAGCAGGGACAGGCGCUGUCUCUUUGAACCUUAACGCAAAGCGAAGAAAUGGGCCUCCAGCGUCAAUGCAGCCAGCAGGCGUAGGAUACGUUAAUUUCAGUGAUGAUUUCGGGGCGCCGGAAGUUGAUGACGAGGACGAUCUAAUUGACGAGGACACUCUACUUGAUGAGGAAGACUUGAAGAGACCUGUUGUCCAACCACCCGAAUGUCGGCCCAAAGCUGGCAAACGUCGGCGUGCUUGUAAAGACUGCACAUGUGGCCUUGCGCAACGCCUCGAAGCUGAGGAACACGCCAAACGCUCUAAUGCCGAUCAAGCCCUCGCAAAACUGAAAACGAACGAAUUGGCAGAGGUAGAUUUUACGGUGCAAGGCAAAGUAGGAAGUUGUGGUAACUCACCGAGAUCAUUGGAAGGAAAAUUAGCAAUUGUCACAGGAGGGUCUCGAGGAAUUGGCGCUGCCAUUGCCCGUAAUCUUGCCUCGAAAGGCGCUUCUCUAGUCCUAGGCUAUACUUCCGAUUCCUCGAGCGAGCCCAGUGCCCAACUUGCUUCUUCAUUGGAGAGCUCCCAUGGCAUCAACGCCAUUGCGGUCCAGGCGGACAUAGGUAACCCACAAGGUCCAGCCCACCUAGUCACGACGGCCAAAAAUCACUUCGCCCACCCAAGAUCUGGCAAAUUCCAAAUAGAUAUCAUUAUUAACAACGCGGGCGUCUCAAAGAACAUGCCCUUAGAAGAGAUCACCUCCGAAACCUUCACCCAACAGUACACCGUCAAUGUCCUCGGCCCUAUCCUUCUGCUUCAAGCCGCACUCCCUUUUCUGCCCAAAGAUCGCUCCGGCCGGAUCGUGAACCUUUCGUCAGUAUCGUCAAGCCUAGGUUUUCACGGGCAGACGGUGUACGGCGGCACUAAAGCAGCAUUGGAAGCCAUGACUCGAACGUGGAGCAGAGAGCUGGCAGAGCGAGCAACAGUCAAUGCCGUAAACCCUGGGCCUGUGGCCACAGAUAUGUAUGAAUUGACGGGUCCGGAGUUCCAACAGCAGAUGAAGCCAUUCAUGCAAAAUGCUCCAUUGCAGAGAGUAAGGGAAGGAGUAGAUGACGAGAGAUUUGUCAAAGAUGCCGAGUUGGCAGGCGGAAGGCCUGCAUAUGAUCACGAGAUUGCCGGUGUGGUGGGUAUGCUCUGCUCAGAGGACAGUGGCUGGUGCACAGGGUCCGUGGUUUCUGCCAACGGUGGAUUCAAAUUCAGCUAUUAG
Molecule: messenger RNA, 1761 nt
Organism: Letharia lupina
Lineage: Eukaryota; Fungi; Ascomycota; Lecanoromycetes; Lecanorales; Parmeliaceae
Exons: 6
Coding region: 1-1761 (586 amino acids)
Biological process (GO): iron-sulfur cluster assembly
Cellular component (GO): cytoplasm
Molecular function (GO): iron-sulfur cluster binding; oxidoreductase activity, acting on the CH-OH group of donors, NAD or NADP as acceptor
Source: RefSeq, a predicted model, not a curated record